Molecule: messenger RNA, 2540 nt
Organism: Mus pahari (shrew mouse)
Lineage: Eukaryota; Metazoa; Chordata; Mammalia; Rodentia; Muridae
Gene: Lpar6
Product: lysophosphatidic acid receptor 6
Exons: 1
Coding region: 651-1685 (344 amino acids)
Biological process (GO): phospholipase C-activating G protein-coupled receptor signaling pathway; positive regulation of Rho protein signal transduction
Cellular component (GO): membrane
Molecular function (GO): lysophosphatidic acid receptor activity
Source: RefSeq, a predicted model, not a curated record
UGCUCACUUCAGAGACAGCCCAUCUCACAAUACAGCUGGCAGCCUCCGAAAGGCCUCCAUUCAGCAAGAGCUAACAUGCUUAGGAAUUUAUCUGGGAUCCUUUAAACGACUGCCUAUCGCCAUCUGGAAUCAAUGUAGAAAUACGAAGUCUGAGAAUAAAAAGAAGGAAGAAGUACCCGAGGACGACGGAAGGACGGACGGCGAGAGUUUGUGACUGAAGAUUGGUAAUUUACAGCUAAACAUUCUGAAAGUAAAGUCAUUUUAAUUUUGGACUAUUUACCUUGACGGCUGAAGUACAAGUUUACUUGGGGACUGGUCUUGUUCACCUUGGAACGAUUUUUCCUUACACUUGCAGCUUUAUGGGUUGGCUUCCUUGACUGCAUUUUCUGUCAGUUAACUAAACUCCGGACUCAUGGAUUUUCUAGUCCAGAAAAUCAGACUAUUUUCCUGAAUAAUCUAGAAACUUUUAAGGAACACAUUUCAUGUUUCCUUUGAAGAGUUAAGAGAAGAAAGUACUUAUACGAACAGGAAAAGAAACAAAUAAUUUGCAAAUAAAUUGACUGCUGCUGUGACCACAUCUGAAUACCAAAGGCGAUCGAUCAAGCAAGCGCUGCAGACAAAAGGACUCCUGUAAACUGUACUGCCUGACAAUGGUAAGCUACAACGGCUCCCACUGCCCUUAUGACGACUCCUUUAAGUACACUUUGUAUGGGUGCAUGUUCAGCAUGGUGUUUGUGCUUGGGCUGAUAUCCAACUGUGUUGCGAUAUACAUUUUCAUCUGUGCCCUCAAAGUGAGAAAUGAAACUACAACGUACAUGAUUAACCUGGCAAUGUCAGAUUUACUUUUCGUCUUUACUUUGCCAUUUCGGAUUUUUUACUUUGCAACACGGAAUUGGCCAUUUGGAGAUCUGCUCUGUAAGAUUUCAGUAAUGCUGUUUUACACCAAUAUGUAUGGAAGCAUUCUGUUCUUAACCUGUAUCAGUGUAGAUCGAUUUCUGGCAAUUGUCUACCCAUUUAAGUCAAAGACUUUAAGAACUAAACGAAAUGCAAAGAUCGUUUGCAUUGCUGUGUGGUUCACGGUGAUGGGAGGAAGUGCGCCUGCAGUUUUCUUUCAGUCGACCCACUCUCAGGGGAACAAUACCUCAGAAGCCUGCUUUGAGAACUUUCCAGCAGCCACAUGGAAAACUUAUCUCUCCAGGAUUGUGAUUUUCAUUGAAAUAGUGGGCUUUUUUAUCCCCCUCAUUUUGAACGUAACUUGUUCUAGUAUGGUGCUAAGAACUUUAAAUAAACCUGUUACAUUAAGUAGAAGCAAAAUGAACAAAACUAAGGUUUUAAAAAUGAUUUUUGUCCACUUGGUUAUCUUCUGUUUCUGUUUUGUGCCCUACAACAUCAACCUCAUUUUGUACUCGCUCAUGAGGACGCAGACCUUUGUUAACUGCUCUGUGGUGGCGGCAGUGAGGACCAUGUACCCGAUCACUCUCUGCAUUGCAGUCUCCAACUGUUGCUUUGACCCUAUUGUUUACUACUUUACUUCAGACACAAUUCAGAACUCAAUAAAAAUGAAAAACUGGUCGGUUAGAAGAAGUGACUCCAGGUUCUCUGAAGCUCAGGGCACCGAGAAUUUUAUCCAACACAACCUACAGACCUUAAAAAAUAAGAUAUUUGAUAAUGAAUCUUCAAUAUAAGCUGCCUGACUAAGCCACUGGGACUGCUCCGUGUUCAACUGUGAAAACUGUUCUUGGGAACUAUCUCUCUAGCUCCAACAGAAAAUGUUUUUAAAGAAAGUUUGUGUCUGAUGUGUUAAACAUUAAAAUAUAUUCUAUUCUUGUAUGCAUGCCAUUUUAUUUUCUUGAACCACUUUAACGUGUUCUUUCCUCAUUAAAAAAAAAACUCCAUAAAGUUAAGGUCUAAAAGCAAUUAUGAUUUAAAUAAUGUGAUAUCUGUACUUUUAAAAUUUUGUAUAUCAUGAAAUGAUUUAAUCAAAAAUCUGUUAAAUGGUUUAUACUGAACCCAGAUGUUGUUUAAGUAAUAGUUUACUAAGUAUAUUUCACUUAUAUUUUAAUUUAGAUUAAAAGUACUUAUCACGCCUUAAACUCUAAACAAUGAAGAAAACCAAUUUGAAAUAGUCAAACAUUUUUAGAGCAUUUCCUCCAAGAGACUACUGCAGUUAUCUGCAUGACAUUUUAUCUUUAUAGGCAAUUCAUAAAAAAGAAAAAAAAAAAAGGUGUCUAACUAUAUAGUAUAUUUUGAAAUUACUAUUUUGAUUUAUAUUCUGGCUGCAACACCCAAUUUCAAAAUGAUAUAUAAUAUAAAAACUUAACAUAAGGAAACUAAUAAAAUGUUAUCUUGCUAGGUAAAUUAUUUUAAAAAGUAAACUGUUGCCAGAUGUUCAUUUUGAAAGUACAACAAAAACCUUGUAUUUUCAAUAAUGUUGGUCUAGAAAUUACCAGGACAGUGAAGUGCAUGAGUUUUUAGAAUGUGAUGCAUAGCCAAGAUUUUUUUUUUUAACUUCUUUUCCUCUCUUACUUUAGGUCAACUAC